Molecule: messenger RNA, 2323 nt
Organism: Actinia tenebrosa (Australian red waratah sea anemone)
Lineage: Eukaryota; Metazoa; Cnidaria; Anthozoa; Actiniaria; Actiniidae
Source: RefSeq, a predicted model, not a curated record
GAGAGGAAGUAUUAGCAGAAUUCUUGUUUAUGAAGAUUGUGAAAAAUGAGUUUCUCAGAGAAAAGUAAUAGAAACGAGAAAAAAGCAUUGGUUAGAGUGCUGGAGAUCGAUGGUGGUAGUAAUUUUCAGAAAGAAGUGCUUGGAUUCGGAGUAAAACUGAAAAAAGAUCAAGAAACGAACUCCUAUAUGUUUCUCACGAGUUCGUCGGUUCUUAGAAGUCCCCUGUGGAUUCCUAGAGAAAGUAAGAUUGUUGCUGAAAGGUACUGUUCUAAAUAUCCCGACCAUUUACGCCGCUCAGAUCACAGAGAAAAAAUAUACAAGGUGACCAGUUCUGUGGAUGAUCAUGUAUCUUUUGCAUUCUAUGAUGGUGAAAGCGAGGAGGGAUUUCUUGAAGUUGACGACGGUACCUUCUACGAGACCCUUCAGAUGCAUAACACCCUAUAUGCAUAUGCCUUUGAAGGAAAAGAUAUUGUUGCUUUGAUAUUUGAAGACAAAUAUUCAAGUAAUGAAUAUAAGUUGACACGUGUUAGCAAAGAAAGUUUUCCAAUUAAGAAAGCCAAAGGUGCACCAAUAAUCCACUACGAUCAAUGCUCUGAUAAACCAAAGGUUGUUGGUAUACUCGAUAUCAAGAGUGAUGGCAAUCUUUAUCCUGUGUUUCUCACUGAAAAAAACUUGGAAGUUAAAUCCGUUGAUCCUGAAGAAAUGCAAGAAGCCGAGGCUUCAGAUGCUAACCCUCAGGAUGAAAAGGAUAGUCCCAUUGUUAACAAUGCCAAGAAUGGGAGACCAGAUGCUUUAGUGACUGAUGAACCUGACACCAUACAUCCUAGUGAUAAUCAAGCUACAAAACAGAUAACGGUAGUGACAGGACACCAGAAACAAAAAGAAGUUAUUACAAUGAGCGAUUUCAACUUGGAAAUGGAGAUAACUUAUCAUGUCACAAAUUUGGGUAGCAACGAAAACAGUGGUGAGAGUUCUCCACAUCUCUUUCUUCCAGAUAAAAAACCUGCAACUGUGUUCCAAGAGGAAUCUAAAUGCUUCAAGUACGAUAAAAUAAACGAAGCUUUACCAAACAACUUACAAAGACGAUUAGUGAUCAAACUUGACCCGGAACGUCCUUUAGGCGGAGAUAUAUGUGACCUAGCCCAUGCUUAUGGCUACAACCAAGAAGAAAUAAACUUUUUGAAGAAUCUGAGAAACCCAACAAAAGAAUUACUCCAGCAAAAAGGAAACUCUACCUUGCUAUGCCUGAGAGAUAAACUUAAAACAAUUGGAAGAGAUGAUGCUGCUGAUCUUGUUGAUGGUCACAUUAGAAAUAAUUGUCAUUGUGAACAAUGUGGUAACUUACGAUGAAGUUCGUAUGCACCAUGUUUUCAACUGUACACAUGUGAACAAUGUGGUUUUAACAAAUGUGCCUUAGUAGAUAAUUUUAUCACCGUAGAUAGGAAAGAUAGCAGACUGACCUUUCGGACGUUAGUCCUUCGUCAGAGUCAAUCAAAUGUGGUUGUUAGCUUAGGAUAUGUAUCUUGUCUUUUUACGAUAACACUGAGCUAUGACAUGGACAUAGCUUUUGAGUUAUUUUGAUCGCUAUGUACACCAAAUCAAAAUAAGACGACCAAUGUUCAUAUGGAAACAUAAAAGCGUUUUCACAUGUACGAGAGCCUACUCUCCAGAACAAUAGUUUUUUCAAAUCAGUCUCCAUUUUUGGAUUCAGUGUAUAACAAUGUCAUUAACACCAAUUUCAAAUGAUUUUAAUCUCAUUAAGGUCUAUUAAGUUUAUGGAAUGAGACCAAAAGAUUGAAGCUCUUAUUAUCUUGGUACAAAUCAUUUUUCUCAAGAAGUUUUCAAAAGAAUAAUAAUAAUAUUUUAUUAGUAUAACAAAUGAAUUUUUUGUAACAAAAAUUAUGAUCUUUUUUGAACUUUCUGUUUUUAUUUUAGGAUUACCGGUAAAUCAAUGUCAUGCAAAUAAAGUUGAUCUAUCUAAAGGAACACCAUUUUUUAUAGACCUUAUCACUGUUAUCCCAUUUGACCCAAAGUGUCACUCCCUUGAGGCCUAUUGUCUUAGUUUGCCGGUAAUGGCUAAGAAGAUAACAAACUUAAAAUGAACAAGAAUCAGAAAAUAAUAUAAUUUUAUCUCAAAAGCAGACACGAAAAUGAAGACUGGUAUAUGAUAAUAGUUAAAAGGCAUAUAAAAACAGCACUCCAAAGACAAUAUUAUACAUGGCAUGUAUUUCUCAGCAGAUAGCUUUUCUGGUUUUCAAUAUACUUGAUUGAACUUUAAAUAAAGUUUUACUGUAAAGCUUUAAUAAUGCUUUGAACAAAUUUA